AUGGCGGAGAAACAAGAAUACAAAACAGAGAAAAGAAGACUAUUUAACAAGUAUAAAGAUUUAAAGAAUAACUUGGAAAUAACUCAAAAGGAUUUAAAAACCAUGGAAGAUUUGAACGAGAAAUUCAAAUUUGAGAAUCUAAGUGAAUUAUUUUUGAGCCUAAGUAAUUUGAAAACCGAGUUGUCUGUCUUGAAUGAAAAAAAUGAUAAAAAUCUUAUGGAUUUGGAAAAUUUGAAUUCGAUUCCAUCAAUUUUUUCAGAUUUUGAAUCAAAUUUAAACGAAUCGCUGAAUACGAUAGACGACUUGUUUAAAAAAAAAUCUUUUUUGCAAAACAAUCUUAAACAAAUUAAAAAUUAUAAUCAAUCGAUAUUAAAACAUGAAGACGAUUUGAAUUCCUUAAAAAAGUCAAUUGAAUCAUUGAUCGUGGAAAAGAACUUGCUAAUUAAAAAGAAAACAGAGAUUGAAGAGCUAAUUGAAAAUAACUCAAUUGAAAAUAACUUGAAAAUCAAAAAUUUCUCCAACAGUUUAGAUGAAUAUAUUAAAAAGAAAAAAGAUAUUGAGAGCGAUUUAUCAGAAAAGAAAAAACGAUGUCAAGAGAUCCAAAGUGAAAUCGAGACCAAAAGGAAAGAUUAUCAGGAUAACCUUGACGAUAUCAAUGAAAGGGUAAAGUUAUUGUGUUCUCAAGUUGAAAACUACAUUAAUAAAAUGAAACCAAAGCUAGGUAUUAGCUAA
Ascoidea rubescens DSM 1968 is the source of this 732-nucleotide messenger RNA. RefSeq lists its product as uncharacterized. The transcript has a single exon. Bases 1 to 732 code for a protein of 243 amino acids. The record is from RefSeq and is a predicted model, not a curated record. NCBI's taxonomy places the organism in Eukaryota, Fungi, Ascomycota, Saccharomycetes, Ascoideales, Ascoideaceae.